AUGUUGAAGCAACAACAAUCAAUAAUAGUAUUUUAUUUAAUUGUUAUGUACAUUUUAAUUUCUUCAAUAAUUAUGAGUUAAUUACUAAAGAGACUGAUAAACAAUAUCUAGCAAAUGUAAUAAAUGCAACCUCAGAUUACAAAUAUGAAAUCGAGAGUAAUGGUUGUUACCUAAUUAGUAUUGAUAAAAAUAUCUACCUUUGAGGAAGGAACUUAUCCAAAAUUAGGGUUUAUUUUAGGUACAAUAGUCUAAAAAAAAGAAUAAAUUGAAAUGCAAGUUUGUACUUCCUUUAUUGGUAUUAUUUUAAUACUAAUACAAUAUUUGCAAAUGCAAAGUAAUUUAAUUCACAAAUAACUUCAAAAAUGUUAAAAGGAAAGAAAAAUGAUUCAUUAUUAGGAAGGGGAGGUUUUUAAAUUCUCUUACUCUUAAUUACCUAGAUAAUUUUGUUGA
Paramecium octaurelia is the source of this 450-nucleotide messenger RNA. NCBI's taxonomy places the organism in Eukaryota, Ciliophora, Oligohymenophorea, Peniculida, Parameciidae. The record is from the annotation of a GenBank genome assembly.